This is a messenger RNA of Haliaeetus leucocephalus (bald eagle), 1398 nucleotides long. RefSeq names its product TRAF interacting protein (gene TRAIP). The transcript is spliced from 15 exons. Gene Ontology annotation, molecular function: zinc ion binding. Bases 1 to 1398 code for a protein of 465 amino acids. The record is from RefSeq and is a predicted model, not a curated record. Lineage: Eukaryota; Metazoa; Chordata; Aves; Accipitriformes; Accipitridae.
AUGCCCAUCCGGGCCCACUGCACCAUCUGCUCCGACUUCUUCGACAACGAGCGGGACGUGGCGGCCGUGCCCUGCGGGCACACCUUCCACCGCGCCUGUCUCAUCCAGUGGUUUGACACAGCACCAAGCCGGACUUGCCCGCAGUGCAGAAUUCAGGUCAGCAAAAGACACAUCAUCAGUAAGCUGUUUUUUGAUGUUGCCCUGGAGGAGCAGGCAGCACCAGAUGCAGAGACCUUACAGAAUGAACUGGACAAGGUGAAGGCUCAGCUCUCCAUGAAAGAGAAAGAAAAGCGGGAAUGCCAGGCUCUUGUGGAUGGGCUGAGGGACGCUCUGGAUGUGCGCAAUGCCACAAUAGAGUCGCUCCAGAAGGUGCUGGGAGAGACAGAGAUGCUGUGCUCCUCUCUCAAGAAGCAGAUGAAAUUCCUGGAGCAGCAGCAGGAGGAUAACAGAAGUUCAAAGGAGGAGGCCCGCCGUCUGCGAAACAAGCUGAGAACCAUGGAGCGGAUUGAGCUGUUGCUUCAGAGCCAGCGCCCCGAAGUGGAGGAGAUGAUCAGAGAGACGGGAGUUGGGCAGGCAGCAGUGGAACAGCUUGCGAUCUACUGUGUCUCGCUGAAAAAGGAAUAUGAAAAUUUGAAGGAGGCUCGAAAGAUCUCUAGUGAGAUGACGGAGAAGCUGAAGAAGGAGCUGUUUUCUGUCAAUAGCAAGCUGCAUAAAAAUGUUUCAGAGUUGGAGAAGACAAAGGAGGAGUUAAAAAGUACCCAGAAGGAUCUGAAGAAUGCAGACAAGGAGAUCUUGAGUUUGAAGAAAAAGAUAGACAUCCUGCAGGAUACUCUGAAGGUCCCAUCUGUAACCAGAGAGACACUCAGUCGACUAGUCUUUGAAAGCCCUGCUCCCGUAGAACUGCGGCACCCGAAGCUCCACCGUCCGGCCCACAGUGAUGAGAUCAAUCUGGAUGCUACUUUUGAUGUGGACACCCCUGAACACGAGCCCUGCAGAUCUCUCUUCAACCCUGCAAAAAGGCAGAAGCUGGAUAAAAAGCCACUUCCUGUGGUAAAUCUGGCAAAGAAAGUUCUGAAGGAAACAGUGGAGAACUGGGCAGAUGAUCUGGAGGAUGAUGCUCUUAAAGGACUCUUGCCAGCAUUCAUCAGGAACUCUGUUCUCUCCAAGAAGCCAGCUUCGGGUAGCUUGCUGGGUCCCCACAAGAACACGGGCACUGUGAGAAUGGGAUACGAUGGCUUGGGAGGCAGAACAAAGUUCAUACAGCCUACAAACCUGGCAGAAAUCCGCCCAUUAGCAGCGAGGAGCAAGAAGAAGAAUGUCUCCAGGCCGGCGUCUGCAGCAUCCUUGGCAUCUUCCUCCAGCAGCAGCCAAGCCAGACUGGACAGUUUCCUGCAGUGA